AAAGAAGUUGAUGCUUAAUUUCGGCAACGUCGUUCCAGGGGCCUGUUGGAAGAUAAAGAGAGUGAGUCUCUCAGAAGAAUCACAGCCUUCUUCCCACGAAACUGCAAAUUUUCAAUCAAUUCAAUCUUCACACGCAAUUUUCAAUUUCCAUCGUCAAUUUCAAACAUUACCCAACAUACCCAUUUGUUUGGAACUUGGGAUACUUCAUUAAUUUCUUCGUUUUCCCACAAUCACCCAUCAAUCACAAUCCAAAUUACUGCAACCGGAAGUGUGAAUUUGCAUGGUUGUGGACCGUCGGCUUCGUUGAGCUCAUCGGAGAAAACCCAGAAUCGGUAGAAAGCGUAUAACUAGAUGAAGUUGCGAAGGUCACUGCUUUUAGGGUUUCUGUUCUUAAAUGUGGUGCAGGUGUCUGUUGCGAGAUUCGUGGUGGAGAAGAACAGCUUGACGGUGACGUCGCCGGAGAAGAUUAAGGGGACCCACGAUAGUGCCAUUGGCAACUUUGGGAUACCUCAGUAUGGGGGUAGCAUGGCUGGUGUUGUGGUGUAUCCGAAUAGGAACCAGAAGGGCUGUAAGGAAUUUAAUGAGUUUGGGAUUUCGUUUCAGUCCAAGCCUGGAGCUCUCCCCACUUUCGUCUUGGUCGAUCGUGGAGAUUGCUACUUUGCUUUGAAGGUUUGGAAUGCACAGAAGGCUGGUGCUUCUGCAGUGCUUGUUGCUGAUGAUAUGGAAGAAUCAUUAAUAACCAUGGAUACACCUGGGGAGGAUCAUGCAUCUGCAAAAUACAUUGAGAAUAUAACAAUUCCAUCGGCACUUAUUGAAAAAAGUUUUGGUGAAACACUAAAGAAAGCAGUUAAUGGUGAAGAUAUGGUCAAUGUGAACCUUGAUUGGAGAGAGGCUGUUCCACACCCUGAUGAUCGUGUGGAGUAUGAAUUAUGGACCAAUAGCAAUGAUGAAUGUGGAAUAAAGUGUGAUAUGUUGAUGGAAUUUGUGAAAGAUUUCAAGGGUCCUGCACAGAUACUGGAGAAAGGUGGUUAUACUCAGUUCACACCCCAUUAUAUAACUUGGUAUUGUCCACAGGCGUUCACCCAAAGCAAGCAAUGUAAAUCCCAGUGCAUCAACCAUGGAAGAUAUUGUGCUCCAGAUCCUGAGCAGGAUUUCAGCUCUGGUUAUGAUGGUAAAGAUGUGGUUAUGGAGAACUUAAGGCAACUAUGUGUUUUCAGAGUAGCAAAUGAGAGCAAAAAGCCUUGGGCAUGGUGGGACUAUGUAACAGAUUUUCAAAUAAGAUGUCCUAUGAAGGAGAAAAAAUAUAAUAAGGAAUGUGCUGAAACUGUUAUCAAAUCUCUUGGAUUGGAUGGUAAAGAGAUUGAGAAGUGUAUAGGUGACCCUAAUGCUGAUGCUGAUAAUCCUGUUCUCAAAGAAGAGCAAGAUGCCCAAAUUGGGAAAGGAUCAAGGGGUGAUGUAACCAUAUUGCCUACCCUUGUUGUUAAUAAUCGGCAAUAUCGAGGGAAGUUGGCCAAAGGUGCCGUUCUAAAGGCCAUCUGUUCUGGUUUUGAGGAGACUACUGAACCAGCUGUCUGUUUAAGUGGUGAUGUGGAAACAAACGAGUGCUUGGACAAUAAUGGGGGUUGUUGGCAAGAUAAAGAAGCCAACAUCACUGCUUGCAAGAAGGAUUGGCUGACACUAGGAGACAUGAGAGUGAUGCCAAGAACAAGGAUAUAUUGCUAUAACCCUCCCCAAACCAAGAGUUCCACAUCUAAGAGAAAUGGGCUCUUGGAUGGGUUUAUAAGCGUAAAGCCACCAACCACUAGUGAGUCAUUCUAUCUUGCAGCAAGUGGGCCUGGGAGGUGCAAGCUAAACAAUGGAGGUUGUUGGCACGAUGCCCAAAAUGGACAUGCAUACUCUGCUUGUGUGGAUAGUGAAGGUGGUAAAUGCCAGUGUCCUCCAGGGUUUAGAGGAGAUGGUGUCAACAGUUGUCAAGAUAUUGAUGAAUGCAAAGAUAAGAAAGCCUGCCAGUGCCCUGAAUGUAACUGCAAAAAUACCUGGGGAAGCUAUGAGUGUACCUGCAGUGGGGAUCUUUUGUACAUGAAGGAGCACGACACAUGCAUAAGUAAGACAGUUACUGAAGUAAGAUCAGCGUGGACUGCUGUUUGGGUGAUUUUAAUAGGCUUGGCUAUGGCUGGUGGUGGGGCUUAUCUUGUUUACAAAUACAGAUUAAGGUCAUACAUGGAUUCGGAGAUCAGAGCAAUAAUGGCACAGUACAUGCCCCUGGAUAGUCAAGCAGAAGUUCCAAAUCAUGUCAGUGAUCAGCAGAAUCAUGCUUGAACCAUUGAAGAGCAGAAAAAAAAACAACUUCGUCGGAAAUAUUUUCAAGGAUUUAAGGUUGUGCAGGGUUGAUUUUCAUCGAGUCAUGCCCUUAUAUUAUUGGAUUUUGAGCUUGGGUCUUAUGGUUGUAUAAAAUAUAUGGUGGACUAUGAAGAAAUGAAAAUCUGUAUUUCUUUGUUGAAACCUUAUAAUACGAUGUUGAGAUACACUUUUGACAUUGGGGGCAGAAUGAUUGCUCAUUAGGAAUCCUGCAGCAUCAAGGAUCUAAGAAAAUUUUCAGAUAAUUUAUUUUUAGGAUUCUGUAACUCGAUGCAUUUUAGCUGUAGUACUCUUUGUUCCUAGUUAUUAUAACAAUAUUUUCAUUUUCAAUAUAAGGAGCAUUAAUUA
Messenger RNA from Rubroshorea leprosula, 2706 nucleotides. The record is from the annotation of a GenBank genome assembly. NCBI's taxonomy places the organism in Eukaryota, Viridiplantae, Streptophyta, Magnoliopsida, Malvales, Dipterocarpaceae.